Molecule: messenger RNA, 378 nt
Organism: Encephalitozoon cuniculi GB-M1
Lineage: Eukaryota; Fungi; Microsporidia; Unikaryonidae
Exons: 1
Coding region: 1-378 (125 amino acids)
Source: RefSeq, marked provisional
AUGAAGCCGUUUCUUCUGGGCCUUUUGAAGUGCAAGAGAUGCUCGUUCAUGACGAAGCUGAUUCUGGAGUGCGAGAAGGCAGAAAGCAACGAUGUGGAUACUGAUGAUGUGAAGAUCUUCAACAAACAUAUGUUCACAGAGAAUGGCGGAGAGAGGCUCAAGUCACUUGUCAAUAGCCUCAGAGACUUCCAUGGCAGAGAGCUGUCUGAGCAGGACAUCAGCUCCUUUGUCGAGAACCCUGGCGAUGACGAGAAGAUAAAGGAGUUUUUGUUUGGAAUUGAUGUUGUGGAAGGAAGCUUGCGCUGCGACAUGUGUGGCCUUAUAUACCCGAUCAAGGGUUCGAUUGUGGAGACUGUGGAUACCGUGGAGUCGAAGUAA